CAUCAGUGUUUCAGUUCCAGGAAAUAACAAGAAGGGGAGGAGAAACUCUGAGCUGAUACGGGUUUCCAAGAAACCAAAGUGAAAGUCUUCUGUGAGUCAGAGCUUAGGCUCCAUUUUGAGUGGACAGAGCAGAAGGACAAAGACGUGUGAGACAGGGUUGUUUUACCUGCAUGAACGUCUUUUAUUGUCCUCUGAUCAAUCUGGAGAUCAGAAGAUGAGUGAUCGAGGAGACAAAGAGGAGGACAGAGCAGAGUCUCCUCUGUCCAGCUGUCUCUCUAUGAAGAGUGACCGGUCUAAAGGUGAACCUCCAGACUUCAGUAAUGAACCAGGACCCUCAGAUCCACAAAUAACAAAGGGGUCUGUUUCUGUGGAGGAGCAGCUGUCCAGCUGUGCUUUGUGUCAGGACGUCCUAAGAGAUCCAGUUUCUACCAGCUGUGGACACUGGUUCUGUAGACAGUGUCUCACCUCAUACUGGGACCAGUCUACUUCAUCAGGAGAGUCCUCCUGUCCCCAGUGUGGAGAACGAGGACUGCAGAUAUCCAGAUAUGUUUCUUCUCUUUCAGCAGAUAGAGGUCUGCAGGAGGUUACAGACGAACUUAAGAUCAGUCUGAGGAAGAGAUGUGAACAUGUGACUGAAGGAAGUGAUGAAACAGGAAGUAGAACCCUCCUCAACAGGAUCUACACUGAGCUCUACAUCACAGAGGGACAGAGUGAAGAGGUGAACACCCAACAUGAGGUGAGACAGCUUGAGACAGACUCUAAAAAGAAGACCCUCCAUGAGACUCCAAUCAAGUGCCAGGACAUCUUUAAAGCCUUACCCGACCAACAGAACCAAAAGACAGAAGCUCAACCCGACCAACAGAACCAAAAGACAGAAGCUCAACCCGACCAACAGAACCAAAAGACAGAAGCUCAACCCGACCAACAGAAACCCAUCAGAGUGGUUCUGACAAACGGGGUCGCUGGUGUUGGAAAAACCUUCUCAGUGCAGAAGUUCUCUCUGAACUGGGCAGAGGGCUCAGAGAACCAAGACCUCAGUCUAGUGAUCCUGCUUUCAUUCAGGGAGCUGAACUUGAUCAGAGAUGAGGAGUACAGUCUUCUUGAGCUGCUCCGUGUUUUUCAUUCAACAUUACAGAAGGUCACAGCAGAGACGCUCGCUGUCUGUAAACUGUUGUUCAUCUUUGACGGCCUGGAUGAAAGCAGACCGUCGUUGGACUUCACAAACAGGGAGGUUGUGUCUGAUGUCACAAAGAAAUCACCGUUAAACACACUGUUGACAAACCUCAUCAAGGGGAAUCUGCUCCCCUCAGCUCUCAUCUGGAUAACUUCUCGACCUGCAGCAGCCAAUCAGAUCCCUCCUGCAUGUGUUGACAGGGUAACAGAAGUACGAGGCUUCACUGACGCCCAGAAGGAGGAGUACUUCAGGAAGAGGUUCAGUGAUGAUGAAGAUCUGUCCAGCAGAAUCAUCUCACACAUCAAGACAUCCAGGAGCCUCCACAUCAUGUGUCUGAUCCCGGUCUUCUGCUGGAUCACUGCCACAGUUCUGGAGCACAUGAUGAGCAGAGAGCAGAGAGGAGAGCUGCCCAAGACCCUGACUGACAUGUACUCACACUUCCUGCUGGUUCAGACAAAGAGGAAGAAGAACAAGUAUGGAACAUCAUAUGAGUCCUCAGGAACUGAGGAACUCACCAAAUCUGACGGGGAAGUUCUUCUGAAGCUGGGGAGGCUGGCGUUUGAACAUCUGGAGGAUGGAAACAUCAUGUUCUAUAAAGAAGACCUGGAGCGUUGUGGUCUUGAUGUCACAGAGGCCUCGGUGUACUCAGGAGUUUGUACAGAGAUCUUCAAAACAGAGUGUGUGAUCUUCCAGAAAACAGUCUACUGCUUUGUUCAUCUGAGCGUUCAGGAGUUCCUGGCUGCAGUCUACAUGUUCCACUGUUUGACAAACAGGAACACAGGUGUAGUGAAGGCUUUCCUUAAAGACAUCAACCUCAGGGACUCAUCUGGAAAUACAUUUUUAAAGAAGAUUUCUAAAGUUCUAACUCCUGGCCCAUCCCUGGAUGUCUUCCUGAGGAGUGCCAUGGAGAAAUCCCUGAAAAGUAAAAAUGGUCACCUGGACCUGUUUGUUCGCUUCCUUCAUGGCCUCUCUCUGGAGUCCAACCAGAGACUCUUAGGAGUCCUGCUGGGUCGGAGAGACAACAGUCCAGAAAUGAUCCAGAGAGUCAUCAACAACCUGAAGAAGAUGAACAGUUAUGAUAUCUCUCCUGACAGAAGCAUCAACAUCUUCCACUGUCUGACGGAGAUGAACGACCUCUCAGUCCAUCAGGAGAUCCAAGAGUUCCUGAAGUCAGAGAACAGAUCAAAGGAACUCUCUGAGAUCCACUGCUCUGCUCUGGCCUACAUGCUGCAGAUGUCAGAGGAGGUUCUGGAUGAGUUGGACCUGAAUAAGUACAAGACAUCACUCCAGGGACGACUGAGACUGAUUCCAGCUGUGAGGAACUGCAGAAAGGCAGAGUUUUCUAGCUGUGGACUGUCAGAGACUCACUGUGAAGCUGUGGCCUCAGCUCUGAAGUCCAACCCCUCCCAUCUGAGAGAGCUGAACCUGAGCUACAACAAUCUGCAGGAUUCAGGAGUGAAGCUGCUGUGUUCUGGACUGAAGAGUCCAAACUGUAGACUGGAGACUCUGGGAUUGAGGAGCUGCAGUUUGUCAGAGAUCAGCUGUUCUUCUCUGGCCUCAGCUCUGAAGUCCAACCCCUCCCAUCUGAGAUAUCUGAACCUGAGUAUCAACGAGCUGCAGGAUUCAGGAGUGAAGCUGCUGAGUGAUUUUCUGCAGAGUCCAAACUGUAGACUGGAGACUCUGAGAUUGAGGAGAUGCAGUUUGUCAGAGAUCAGCUGUUCUUCUCUGGCCUCAGCUCUGAAGUCCAACCCCUCCCAUCUGAGAGAGCUGGACCUGAGUCACAACAAUCUGCAGGAUUCAGGAGUGAAGCUGCUGAGUGAUUUUCUGCAGAGUCCAAACUGUAGACUGGAGACUCUGAGAUUGAGGAGCUGCAGUUUGUCAGAGAUCAGCUGUUCUUCUCUGGCCUCAGCUCUGAAGUCCAACCCCUCCCAUCUCAGAGUUCUGAACCUGAGUGACAACAAGCUGCAGGAUUCAGGAGUGAAGCUGCUGAGUGAUUUUCUGCAGAGUCCAAACUGUAGACUGGAGACUCUGAGAUUGUGGAGAUGCAGUUUGUCAGAGAUCAGCUGUUCUUCUCUGGCCUCAGCUCUGAAGUCCAACCCCUCCCAUCUGAGAUAUCUGAACCUGAGUGACAACAAGCUGCAGGAUUCAGGAGUGAAGCUGCUGAGUGAUUUUCUGCAGAGUCCAAACUGUAGACUGGAGACUCUGAGAUUGAGGAGCUGCAGUUUGUCAGAGAUCAGCUGUUCUUCUCUGGCCUCAGCUCUGAAGUCCAACCCCUCCCAUUUGAGAGAUCUGAACCUGAGUAUCAACGAGCUGCAGGAUUCAGGAGUGAAGUUGCUGAGUGAUUUUCUGCAGAGUCCAAACUGUAGACUGGAGACUCUGAGUUUGUGGAGCUGCAGUUUGUCAGGGAUUAGCUGUUCUUCUCUGGCCUCAGCUCUGAAGUCCAACCCCUCCCAUCUGAGAUAUCUGAACCUGAGUAACAACAAGCUGCAGGAUUCAGGAGUGAAGCUGCUGAGUGAUUUUCUGCAGAGUCCAAACUGUAGACUGGAGACUCUGAGGUUUUCAGACUGUGGACUGUCAGAGAUUCACUGUGAAGCUGUGGCCUCAGCUCUAAAGUCCAACCCCUCCCAUCUGAGAGAGCUGGACCUGAGAGACAACAAUCUGCAGGAUUCAGGAGUGAAGCUGCUGUGUUCUGGACUGAAGAGUCCAAACUGUAGACUGGAGACUCUGAGAUUGUGGAGCUGCAGUUUGUCAGAGAUCAGCUGUUCUUCUCUGGCCUCAGCUCUGAAGUCCAACCCCUCCCAUCUCAGAGAUCUGGACCUGAGUAACAACAAGCUGCAGGAUUCAGGAGUGAAGCUGCUGAGUGAUUUUCUGCAGAGUCCAAACUGUAGACUGGAGAUUCUGAGAUUGUGGAGCUGCAGUUUGUCAGAGAUCAGCUGUUCUUCUCUGGCCUCAGCUCUGAAGUCCAACCCCUCCCAUCUGAGAGAGCUGAACCUGAGUGAAAACAAUCUGCAGGAUUCAGGAGUGAAGCUGCUGAGUGAUUUUCUGCAGAGUCCAAACUGUAGACUGGAGACUCUGAGAUUGUGGAGAUGCAGUUUGUCAGAGAUCAGCUGUUCUUCUCUGGUCUCAGCUCUGAAGUCCAACCCCUCCCAUCUGAGAGAUCUGAACCUGAGUAACAACAAUCUGCAGGAUUCAGGAGUGAAGCUGCUGAGUGAUUUUCUGCAGAGUCCAAACUGUAGACUGGAGACUCUGAGGUUUUCUAGCUGUGGACUGUCAGAGACUCACUGUGAAGCUGUGGCCUCAGCUCUGAAGUCCAACCCCUCCCAUCUGAGAGAGCUGGACCUGAGUAACAACAAGCUGCAGGAUUCAGGAGUGAAGCUGCUGUGUUCUGGACUGAAGAGUCCAAACUGUAGACUGGAGACUCUGAGUUUGAGUGUCUGCAGUUUGUCAGAGAUCAGCUGUUCUUCUCUGGCCUCAUCUCUGAAGUCCAACCCCUCCCAUCUGAAAGAGCUGGACCUGAGAGACAACAAGCUGCAGCAUUCAGGAGUGAAGCUGCUGAGUGAUUUUCUGCAGAGUCCAAACUGUAGACUGGAGACUCUGAGAUUGUGGAGAUGCAGUUUGUCAGAGAUCAGCUGUUCUUCUCUGGCCUCAGCUCUGAAGUCCAACCCCUCCCAUCUGAGAGAUCUGAACCUGAGUAUCAACGAGCUGCAGGAUUCAGGAGUGAAGCUGCUGAGUGAUUUUCUGCAGAGUCCAAACUGUAGACUGGAGACUCUGAGAUUGAGUUACUGCAGUUUGUCAGAGAUCAGCUGUUCUUCUCUGGCCUCAGCUCUGAAGUCCAACCCCUCCCAUCUCAGAGUUCUGAACCUGAGUAACAACAAGCUGCAGGAUUCAGGAGUGAAGCUGCUGAGUGAUUUUCUGCGGAGUCCAAACUGUAGACUGGAGACUCUGAGGUUUUCAGACUGUGGACUGUCAGAGACUCACUGUGAAGCUGUGGCCUCCGCUCUGAAGUCCAACCCCUCCCAUCUGAGAGAGCUGGACCUGAGCUCCAACAAUCUGCAGGAUUCAGGAGUGAAGCUGCUGUGUUCUGGACUGCAGAGUCCAAACUGUAGACUGGAGACUCUGAGUUUGUGGAGAUGCAGUUUGUCAGAGAUCAGCUGUUCUUCUCUGGCCUCAGCUCUGAAGUCCAACCCCUCCCAUCUGAGAGAACUGGACCUGAGUAACAACAAGCUGCAGGAUUCAGGAGUGAAGCUGCUGAGUGAUUUUCUGCAGAGUCCAAACUGUAGACUGAAGACUCUGAGAUUGAGGGGCUGCAGUUUGUCAGAGAUCAGCUGUUCUUCUCUGGCCUCAGCUCUGAAGUCCAACCCCUCCCAUCUCAGAGAGCUGAACCUUCACUACAACAAUCUGCAGGAUUCAGGAGUGAAGCUGCUGCGUGACCUUCAGAAGAAUCCAGACUACAGACUGGAGACUCUGGGGUUGGUGAGUCUUUAAAGAGAGGAUCCUGUCGAUCACAGAGCUGGAAGCAGCAGCUGGUGUGUUGGUGAGUCUUUAACUGGGCUGUGUUACUGGGAGACUGACGGACCAAUCACAGCGCAGAUGACUCUCAGUGCUGCAGUCUGAGCUGCUCUGAGAUCAGCUCCACCGUCACACACAGGACCAUGACCUCGGACAUUUUUCUAUUCUCAUAUUCUGAAUUUAAACUGCUUCAUGACUCAACGACCGAAGAUGAACUCUUUGAUUUGGAUAUAAAUGUUUCUGUUGCAGCGCCACCCUGUGGACAUGUGUAGUGGUGCAGGUUAUUCAUUGACUCAUAUUCACAGAUAACAGUAGAAGUUGAUUCCACCUGUGCAAGUUAAAGUGUGAAGUUGUGCUUUUAACCACGAGUCGUUGGUCGUCUGAUAAUAAAUCAGUCGUCUCUUUGUUGGAUCAAAACAAAGAGGAGGCUUCACUGAGUUUUUAAAAGAACUACAAACAGGAUGUCUGGAUCCAGGUGCAGAGUCAGCACCUGAAUAUUUGAUGUAAUAUGAGAUGAUAUAAAAAGAGCUGAAUAACAUGCAGACUCAAUCAUUGAUAUUCAUUCAUCAUGUCAGGGUAACAACGGACACGUUAUCAAACUAUCUUUAUUUUUAACUUCUGAUGUUUAUUACACUUUGAUGUUUGAACCUUCUGUUUUUAUUAUCUCAG
This is a messenger RNA of Labrus mixtus (cuckoo wrasse), 6352 nucleotides long. RefSeq names its product NACHT, LRR and PYD domains-containing protein 14-like. NCBI's taxonomy places the organism in Eukaryota, Metazoa, Chordata, Actinopteri, Labriformes, Labridae. The record is from RefSeq and is a predicted model, not a curated record. The transcript has 23 exons. Bases 215 to 5659 code for a protein of 1814 amino acids. Gene Ontology annotation, molecular function: protein binding.